CCUAAAAUCCCUAAUGCUCUCUUUCCCGCCAAUCUCUAACCCAAUUCGGCGCCACAAAUUCCACUUCACUCUAUAAACCCACUUUCAGAGACUUGAAGAAAAUCCCCAAAAACCCUAACUGCAAAUCAGCCAUGGAUCCCAAUUUCGAGGACCAGAGCAAGCUUCCGGAGCUUAAAUUAGAUGCCAAGCAAUCUCAAGGGUUUUUGUCAUUCUUCAAAACCCUCCCCCAUGACACAAGAGCUAUUCGAUUGUUUGAUCGUCGGGACUACUAUACUGCUCAUGGUGAAAAUGCUACUUUCAUUGCAAAGACCUAUUAUCGUACCACCACUGCUCUGCGACAACUGGGUAGCGGAUCUGAUGGCCUAUCCAGUGUGAGUGUUAGUAAGAACAUGUUUGAAACAAUUGCCCGUGAUCUUCUACUGGAAAGAACAGACCAUACUCUUGAGAUUUAUGAGGGUAGUGGCUCAAGUUGGAGACUUGUGAAAAGUGGAACGCCUGGAAAUCUUGGAAGUUUUGAAGAUGUAUUAUUUGCGAACAAUGAGAUGCAGGAUACCCCCGUGGUUGUUGCACUAUUACCUAACUUCCGUGAAAAUGGUUGUACAGUGGGGUUAGGAUAUGUUGAUCUAACUAAACGAGCACUUGGGUUAGCUGAAUUUCUUGAUGAUAGCCACUUCACAAAUUUGGAAUCAGCUUUAGUUGCACUUGGUUGCAAGGAAUGCCUUCUGCCCGUAGAGAGUGGGAAAACCGGUGAAAUCAGAGCGUUACAUGAUGCAUUGACUCGAUGUGGUGUGAUGUUAACUGAGAGAAAAAAGAGUGAAUUUAAGAUGAGGGAUUUGGUUCAGGAUCUCAGUCGGCUUGUCAAAGGAACUAUUGAACCAGUUCGAGAUUUAGUUUCUGGAUUUGAGUUUGCACCUGGUGCAUUGGGGGCAUUGCUCUCUUAUGCAGAACUACUUGCUGAUGAGAGCAAUUAUGGAAACUAUAACAUCCAAAGAUAUAAUCUUGAUAACUAUAUGAGGUUGGAUUCUGCUGCUAUGAGGGCACUUAAUAUCCUGGAAAGCAAAACUGAUGCAAACAAAAAUUUCAGUUUGUUUGGUCUUCUGAAUAGAACCUGUACUGCUGGAAUGGGUAAACGAUUACUGCACAUGUGGCUAAAACAGCCUUUAUUAGAAGUACAGGAAAUCAAUUCCAGGUUAGAUUUGGUACAGACAUUUGUGGAGGAUCCUGCGCUUCGCCUAGAUUUGAGGCAGCAUCUGAAACGAAUCUCAGACAUUGAACGACUGGUGCACAAUCUUGAGAAGAAAAGAGCUGGUUUGCAGCAUGUUGUAAAACUUUAUCAGUCAUGUAUAAGGCUUCCAUACAUCAAAAGCGCCCUAGAGCGGUAUGAUGGAGAGUUUUCCUUGCUGAUCAAGGAAAAGUAUUCGGAUCCCUUUGCAUUAUGGACUGAUGAUGGCCACUUAAAUAAGUUUCUUGCUCUAGUGGAAGCUGCUGUUGACCUUGAUCAACUCGAGAAUGGAGAGUAUAUGAUAGCGUCUAGUUAUGAUCCUGCUCUUUCUGCACUAAAGAAUGAGCAAGAGUCGCUGGCUCAGCAGAUACACAAUUUGCAUAAACAAACUGCUAAGGAUCUUGAUCUCUCUAUAGAUAAGGCCUUAAAGUUAGAUAAAGGCACACAAUUUGGACAUGUUUUCAGAAUCACAAAGAAGGAAGAGCCAAAAAUAAGGAAAAAGCUCACAACACAAUUCAUUGUCCUGGAAACCCGAAAAGAUGGAGUGAAAUUCACUAAUACUAAGCUUAAAAAGUUAGGGGAUCAAUAUCAGAGAAUACUUGAAGAGUAUAAAAAUUGUCAGAAAGAACUGGUGAACCGAGUUGUUCACACUGCAUCCACUUUCUCAGAGGUGUUCUGUAAUGUAGCUGGCUUGCUUUCUGAAUUGGACGUGUUACUUAGUUUUGCUGAUUUGGCUUCUAGUUGUCCUACUCCUUAUACUAGGCCACUCAUCACUCCAUCGGAUGUGGGGGAUAUUAUACUAGAAGGGAGUAGACAUCCUUGUGUGGAGGCUCAGGACUGGGUUAAUUUUAUACCCAAUGAUUGUAAACUUGUAAGAGGAAAGAGUUGGUUCCAAAUCAUUACAGGGCCUAAUAUGGGUGGAAAAUCCACGUUUAUCCGGCAGGUUGGUGUGAUUAUUCUAAUGGCACAAGUUGGUUCUUUUGUUCCUUGUGAGAAGGCUACCAUUUCUAUUCGUGAUUGCAUUUUUGCUCGAGUGGGUGCUGGUGAUUGCCAACUACGUGGUGUUUCUACCUUUAUGCAAGAAAUGCUUGAGACUGCAUCUAUACUGAAAGGAUCUACAGAUAAGUCACUGAUAAUCAUCGACGAGUUAGGCCGAGGGACAUCAACUUAUGAUGGAUUCGGUUUGGCUUGGGCCAUUUGCGAGCACCUUGUUGAAGUGAUUAAUGCACCUACUUUGUUUGCAACCCACUUUCAUGAAUUGACCGCAUUAGCUCAAGAAAAUGCUGUUCAUGAGCCUAAUAUGAAGCAAAUUGUUGGUGUUGCGAACUAUCAUGUUAGUGCACAUAUUGACUCAUCAAGCCGCAAGUUGACUAUGCUGUACAAGGUUGAGCCAGGGGCAUGUGAUCAAAGUUUCGGUAUCCAGGUUGCAGAAUUUGCAAACUUUCCUGAAAGUGUUGUCGCCCUUGCUAGAGAAAAGGCUGCUGAAUUGGAGGAUUUCACUCCUACUGCCGUCAUUCCAAAUGAUGCUAGAGAAGAGGUUGGAUCCAAGCGCAAGAGAGAGUAUGAUUCUGAUGACAUGUCCAGAGGAGCAGCUCGUGCGCGCAAGUUUUUGAAGGAGUUCUCUGAAAUGCCAUUAGAUACAAUGGAUGUACAGCAGGCUUUGCAAAUAGUUAACAAAAUGAAGGAUGACUUGCAAACGGAGGCAGUAAACAGCCAAUGGCUACAACAGUUUUUCUAGUUGGUCAUCCUCAAGAUGGAGGUAACUUGUAUUUUGGGAUUUAUGUAAAGCUCGUCUCUGUAAAUGGGUUGUUUCUCAUUGCCCCAACAAUUUUGUGCCUCUAUCAAUGUCUCGAGUGCAACUGCACCAGACAUGUGAUCUGAUGUUGGGGCAUUAUCUUUUUAAUGACCGUUUUUUACCUCUGACUUCUUAAUGAAAGAAUGUUUCUCAGAA
Rosa rugosa (rugosa rose) is the source of this 3173-nucleotide messenger RNA. RefSeq names its product DNA mismatch repair protein MSH2. Gene Ontology annotation, biological process: mitotic recombination; mismatch repair. Gene Ontology annotation, molecular function: mismatched DNA binding; ATP-dependent DNA damage sensor activity; ATP binding. The record is from RefSeq and is a predicted model, not a curated record. Bases 132 to 2960 code for a protein of 942 amino acids. NCBI's taxonomy places the organism in Eukaryota, Viridiplantae, Streptophyta, Magnoliopsida, Rosales, Rosaceae. Gene Ontology annotation, cellular component: MutSalpha complex; nucleus. The transcript has 13 exons.